Histoplasma capsulatum G186AR is the source of this 1911-nucleotide messenger RNA. Its product is annotated as DNA lyase Apn2. Gene Ontology annotation, cellular component: nucleus. Gene Ontology annotation, biological process: base-excision repair. The record is from RefSeq and is a predicted model, not a curated record. Bases 1 to 1911 code for a protein of 636 amino acids. Gene Ontology annotation, molecular function: double-stranded DNA 3'-5' DNA exonuclease activity; zinc ion binding; DNA-(apurinic or apyrimidinic site) endonuclease activity. The transcript is spliced from 6 exons. Lineage: Eukaryota; Fungi; Ascomycota; Eurotiomycetes; Onygenales; Ajellomycetaceae.
AUGGUCAGGUUGACAACCUGGAAUGUUAAUGGGAUACGUAACCCGUUUUCGUAUCAUCCAUGGAGAGAGAAGCGGUCCUUCGAGGCGAUGUUCGAUGCCCUUGAAGCAGACAUAGUGAUCUUCCAAGAAACGAAAAUUCAAAGGAAAGAUUUGCAAGAUGACAUGGUCCUUGUUAAUGGCUGGGACUGUUUUUUCAGCCUACCCAAGUAUAAAAAGGGUUAUUCUGGAGUCGUGAUAUAUACCAGGAACUCCAUAUGCUGUCCCAUACGGGCGGAAGAAGGGAUUACGGGCAUUCUGUGCUUGCCAACAUCUGGGUCUAAUUUAUCGUCACCAACUUCGUUCCGCGACUUGCCAGAAGAAGCACAGAUCGGCGGCUACCCUACUGCUGAACAGCUGGCUCUUUCAGAUGUAGAUGCUGCCACGCUUGAUUCUGAGGGACGCUGUAUGAUUCUGGAGUUCCCAGCAUUUGUCUUGAUUGGUGUCUACUGUCCGGCGAACAGGGAUGAGACAAGAGACGGGUUUCGAACAGGGUUUGUGAAUGUGCUUGAUGCAAGAGUACGGAAUCUAGCCGCUAUGGGGAAACGCGUCAUCGUGACGGGAGACUUAAACAUCAGCGGCUCUCAAAUCGAUUCGGCCCGUGCUCUCGAAGGGGUAAGGAAAGGUACCCUGACAGAUUCGGAGUUUGUAUCUUCGCCCGUUCGUCGUAUCUUUAAUCAGUUGGUCGAUGGUGGGAAGGUUAUUGGUGACAGGGACCACGGAAGGGAAACGCCUGUCCUUGUGGAUUUAUGUAGAAAAUACCAUCCUGAUCGACUAGGUAUGUAUACUUGCUGGGAACAAAGAGUCAACGCUCGACCCGGCAAUUACGGUGCGCGGAUCGAUUAUGUUCUAUGCGACAGAAGUAUGCAAGACUGGUUUUCUGCAUCGAAUAUCCAGGAGGGUCUUAUGGGCUCCGAUCACUGUCCCGUUUAUGCCGAAUUGAAGGAUAAGGUGUCAUUGGACGGGAUUGAAGUCAACAUGCUCGACAUUCUCAACCCGAAGGGCACUUUCGAAAAUGGACAGCGGAAGCGGGAAUACUCCCCCGCAGAUACUCUUCCACUUUCCGGUAGAUUAAUACCUGAAUUUUGUCAGCGAAGAAGCAUUAAAGAUAUGUUAUUUCAACAGAGGUCACAAAAUGGUUACCAGGGUAGUGGAAACGCUGCUGGCGGUGUAGGUAUCCCCAUUUCUGCCCAGAAAGCCUCCUCGGACAUCAGCCUUUCGGCAAUAGGGAGGUCGAAUAUACCUUCCCCGUCUUCUACUCCGAUAGCAACAUCAGCAGAGCCAAACACUCCGAAGCGGCCUCAGAAAGCGGAUGAUGGGACAACCUCACGACCCAAACGUUUGAAACGGAGUGAGUCGUCGACAACUACUACGAAGGCGAAGGGGCAGAAAACCUUGAAAGGUUUCUUUGGCCCGAAAACAACUUCUUGUACUACAGUUGCUUCUGCAGAUGAUGAAAAUGAUCACUCUAAGUCGUCGGCUACGGCAGAAGGUGGCAGUCCACAAAAAGGAACCGCAAUAAAACCUCCAUGUCCAUCAGGAGAUUGCUGUGACCAUCAAGAAAACGGAUGUCAACAAUCACAGACGGCUGGCCCACCGGCAUACGACAGAGAUGAUGAUAAUUCCGGUAGAGUGCAUGAUCCAAUUGCCAACAAGGAAUCAUGGUCAAAGCUCUUCACGAAAAAGCCUCCACCGAAAUGUGAUGGCCACGAUGAACCUUGCAUCAGCCUUGUGACAAAAAAAGCGGGAAUCAACCGCGGCCGAUCCUUUUGGAUAUGUUCGCGGCCUUUGGGACCUACGGGUAUUAAGAAAACAGGGGAUCAGUGGCGGUGCGAUACCUUUAUAUGGUCGAGUGAUUGGAAUGGAAGUGGGUGA